Messenger RNA from Tripterygium wilfordii, 1434 nucleotides. RefSeq lists its product as uncharacterized. Lineage: Eukaryota; Viridiplantae; Streptophyta; Magnoliopsida; Celastrales; Celastraceae. The coding region runs from base 1 to 1434 and encodes 477 amino acids. The record is from RefSeq and is a predicted model, not a curated record. Gene Ontology annotation, biological process: DNA integration. The transcript has 4 exons. Gene Ontology annotation, molecular function: RNA-DNA hybrid ribonuclease activity; nucleic acid binding.
AUGGCUAUCAAGGGCCAAGUCGUAGCUGACUUCGUAGCAGAAUUUUCCAGUCUGCCAGAACUGCCAAUUAAGGAGGUUUGGACGUUGGAGAUUAAUCCUGGAAGUACUUGGGGACCUAUGGUAGAUGGCUCAUCAACCAGAAAGGGGAGUGGAUCUGGGGUAGUUCUGACCUCCCUAGAAGGCCUCACCAUUGAGCAGGCUAUCAGGCUGGGGUUCGGCGCAACCAACAACGAGUCUGAGUAUGAAGUGCUAUUAUGUGGGUUACGCAGUGCACUCAAGUUGGGGGUGAAGAGAGUAAAGAUUUCUUUAGACUCGCAGCUGAUAGUCAGUCAACUCACUAGGGAAUAUGCAGCAAAGACUAAGGCGAUGAUUGCCUACCUGACUGAAGUCCCAAGAGGGCAAAAUAGUCAUGCAGACGCCUUGGCAACCUUAGCCUCAGCCAAUCAGAAGAAAGUAAGAAGAACUAUCAUAGUCGAUAUACAGGAGAAAUCGAGUGUACCACCCGAGCAGGUCGAGGUGUCUCAAUUUGAGUUCGGCCCAAGCUGGAUAGAUCCCCUUAUUCAUUUUUUGAAAGAUGGUUCCCGUCUGAAAGACAAGAAAGAAGCUAGGAAGAGAAGAAAGAUCAGUUGUUAUAUGAAAUCCAUAAGGGAAGCUGUGGGUACCAUACUAGAGGCAGGUAGAUGGCUCAGCGGGCAAUCUCACAGGGGUAUUGGUGGCCGUAGAUGCAUGAAGACUCAAAACGAUAUGCCAGAAGCUGUGAGAAGUGUCAGAAGUUCUCAAACAAACCUCGACAGCCGGCUACCUAGGGCGACUAGGGAUAGAAGAUGGCUUAUAACGACUAAAGAUUAUUUUACCAAGUGGAUAGAGGCCAAGCCCCUUGCCAAAAUCAUUGAUUUUGAGACAAAGAAGUUUGUGUGGGAGUCAAUUAUCACAAGGUUUGGCAUUCCCUAUGUUCUGGUGUCAGAUAAUGGUACUCAGUUUGAAAAGCCUUCAGAGACUUUUGUGAUGGGAAAUGGACAAGCUGAGGCAUCCAACAAGAUAGUUCUUGAUGGAUUGAAAAAGAGUCUGGAUUCUGCCAAAGGAAGGUGGGUGGAAGAACUCCUAAGUGUAUUGUGGAGACAACGAACUACCCCUCGAAGGUCAACUGGGCAAACUCCUUCCUCCUUAACUUAUGGGACGGAAGCUGUCAUUCCCCUAGAGAUCGGCCUGUCGACCAUCAGGACAUUGGCACUUGAGAGAGGUGAAAAUGACAAUCCCCUAACUGUCAACCUUGAUCUCCUAGAAGAAAAAAGAGAGCAAGCAGCGUUGAAAUUGGCUUCAUACCAACAUGAGUUGGCAAAAGUACAUGAUAGAAAGGUGAAGGCAAGAAAUUUUCAUCCGGGAGAUCUUGUCCUUAGGAAAGUGUUGGGCAACACCAAGAACCCCAGGAUGUAA